CUUAUAAGCGAAAGGAUUCCAUCGGCUACGAUAUAUCAGAGGAGACAAGUCUUGCAACUCAAGGGACUAAAUAUUCUAGCAUUUCCAAUGCCUGGACUGAAGAGAUAGAUGAAGAAACAAUGGACUACCAGAUUGAAGAAUUAUCACAACUUAAAGAAUAUGACUACUUCUGGAAUAUUAUGCAAGUCAGCAAGUUAUGCAGCAAACUCUGUUGACGAAGAGUAAAGAGAAGAUUUUCCAAGCGGUUUAAUAAACCUCCUAAAUGUUCGGUCAAGAAAAGGCUUUAGAAAUUUUGGGCAGUGAGUAAAUAAGAUUGAGAGACAAAUAACAGGGGAGGCUAAAAUAUUAUUAUACAUCCUUCUUCUCCCAUAUAUACUAAUAUUGUGUUUGUACAAGGUAUGCAAAGGAAUCAUAAACUUAUUUUUUAUGCUCCCAAAAGGAAGAACUAAGAGAAACAACUGAAUGCUAUUCGCGUUUAUAGUCUUUCUCAUAACUUUCUUCCUCUUCCUUGAUGCCUUCCUUAAGGUUAAAAAGAUCCAGUAUGAAGCUAUUGAGGAUUAUGUGACCAGAAUGGCCGCCUCACAGUUGUCUAUCCACGCAGAUUACAUCGCAAGCAUGAAUACAGUAGAUAUGCAGGAAAUAUUCAGGGAAAUUACUAUUAUAAGCACGGUCAUGUCUAUAGCUAUUUUAAACAAGAGUUAUAUCUCACAUGAAUUCUUACAGUAUUCUAAGCAGCAUAAAAUGAUUAGUAAUAGUGAAUAUAUUUCCCUAGAAGAGGAGCUAGUGUAUCCUCCAGAUGAUGAGUUCAUGAGCUACCUUAUCUUCCCACAAAAAAUGGACUAUUCCAAGCUAGAGCAUUACCAUCCAGCUGAGAAGGAAGUGGAACUAUGAGCGUUUAUUGAGUAUUAUGUGGAAUGGAUUCUGCAUGAACCUCUACUUCAGAUGAAUUAAAACCCUCAUUUUCAUUGGGUUUUACACAGAACUUUUUUGAGAAUAUGCUGCUUCAAACAUACAAUAUUAUAGAGGCCCUCCCAUCGAGAAAGAAGAAAGACACGGCUACAAUUUUGAAAAGGAUGAGCAGGUCUUCUUUCCGAGUAUUCGAAAAUGGUUUGAUAAAGGUAUCAAAGAGAGUGGUCUCACCACUUUUGUUGGAACAUAUGUCUGGGCUGGUCAUGAUGGGAAAAUAGGGAGCACCCUUUCUCAAGCUUUCUUGGAUACUGACUCCAGCAUCCUUGGAGUGAUUGGAUUCGACUUGAUUCCAUAUUCUAAAAAGAAAAGUGGAGCUAAAUACCAAGAAAGCAAUAAUUUUAGUAUGUUUGGGGAAGACAGCUCGAAUCAAAAAUAUUUUAUUACCUCAAAAUCAAAUGUUUUAAAUCAAAGAAUUUAUAACAUAGCAUCAGAUCUUGCUCGUAGUGUAUAUUCAGAACACAGAGAAGCAAUUCUGAAAAAUCUCAAGAUCCAGAAUGGAAUUGAUAAUAGCACAUCAAGCCAGACUGGAACCUGAGAUAGGUUUACUAAUAUGCAAUUCUUUGAGUUAGAAAACUUUCAAGGAGAAUCCCAACAUCUCAUGUCAUAUACCUUCUGUGGUGUAGCACGUAUAAUAUGUUUUGAAGAGAUAGAACUUUUGGGUCAACGCCUUGACAAUAGCUCCAAAAGGUCAGCCGAAAACAUGGUUGGGCUCAUCUUCGAGCAAUCAAGGAUCACCGAUUACAUCAGGAUAAUUCAUACAGAGCUGUUAGGCACUCUAGUGGUCUCCAAUAUAAUCAUCAUUUUAUUUUGUUGUUUCCUUGCUAGUAUAGUGAUAAUCCUGUCGAUCAGGAAAAUUUCUGACAAAAUCAGGAACCAAAUAGUUGACAUGUGAAUCAGGAUGAAAAUUGUCCAAAUGAAUCAUAAAAGAAUGAGUCAGCUGAAUUAUCAACACAAAAGAAUCGAAUUUCUACAUUACAACUCAAAAGCCAGUCAUGCUGGGACUGGGACGAAUUUUAGCGAGAUUUUUAGGAAAGCUGAGAUAAUCCUCACUGUUUACAACCUCAAGCAUUUUGAAUUAAGGGAGAAUAACCCCGAGGAAUACACUCAGAAAGCUCUACAGGAGUUUGAGCAGAUAGCCAUAACUUUUGAAGACUUUAUAGAGGCUUCUCUAGAGAAAGGAAAUGAUGAAGACAAGCUUGAUAAGCUGUAUACUCAGCUUUUUAAAUGUAAGAACAACAUUGGAGUACUAUAUUUCUCUCUUAAGCAGUAUGAGAAAGCAGAAAAGAUUUUCUGUGAACUCAGGGAUCAUUAUGGAUACAGGACUGCAAGAGAUGAUUAUCUGAGCAUGACUAAGCUAUCACUUAAUUCUUCAGUCAAUUUGAUCAAGAUGAUUGAGAAUAAGUGUAAUAAGAAGUUUAAGGAAAACUCCUCGAAAGUAAAUAUUAGGAAGGAGAUUAUCAGAACUACUUUCUAUCUUAAUAGUAUUAUCAAGACACAGUCUAAGAAGGUACAUAACAAUGAGAUCGAGCUUAUGGCUAGAAUCCUGCUUAUCCAACAAGACCUUGUUUUGAAAUAACUAUGAUAAGUGUGAAGACGGUCUCAAGACUUUCAAAUAACAUAAUAAGGUCAAACUAUGAGUUCGACAGAAAUGAUAAUCUCCUAGAAUUUUGUAGCCAGAACCGCCUUUAUUUAAAGGCGUGUUUUAUGAUUGACCUCUUUCUGUGAAAUGAGGAACUUUGAGGAUGAAACUUAAGGAAUAAAAUCCUCCAACUUUCUUCAAGAUUACUAUGAGCAAAAUGAUCCUCAGGAGAUUUGGAGGGAAGGCAGACUAUUAAAUAAAAUCAGAUACUCUAAAACUAUUCUCUCUGCUAAAUCUCUGGAGGAGACUGACUCUUUAUUCUAUAUUCAGGAGGCUCUAUUGUGCUGAAUGAGGGUCCUUUAUAUCUUUGAAAGGCUUGACCCAGAUAUUUUGAAGCAAACCUUACACUUACUAGGCGACUAUUAUUAUUUGAAAGGAUUAAUUUCACCUCAGGAGCCUAACGAAAAAGUGAUGAGAACGCUUUGUUUUACCUCUUCACAAUAUCUAAACUCUCAUAAAAGAUGGAAUGUGCUCAUAUCCUACAACCCAAAAUUAGCUGUUGAAUAUCACGAAGCAGGAAAUUACUUAGAGGAAAUAAAGCAAUGUCUAGAGGGUGAAGACAUCAUAUCCCUCUACAGGUACACUUCUCAAGUCCAUCAGGCCAAUUACAAAAAUAUCUUCACAGCUGCUGCAAAGCAGCAGGUGAAGCACUCUUUGAAAUGAAUAGUUGACAAGAAGUUUGCUAAGAAUAUUUCUUUUAAAUCAUCCUUAUUUAGUGGUCUCCUCACUACUGGAAAUGAUUUUGAGAAUUUCAAUAAAAGCAAUUUUUUGAAUAGAUUUUGAGAAUUUUUAAAAGCUAAACAUCACAAAACUAAUAAACGUUUGACUAACAAGAAGUACAGGAACUUAGUUAUAGCAUUUACUCAUAUUGACGAAUGGCAAGAGAAAGAGGAAAUAGAGUCCUUUCUGGAUGUUCUUAGAUUAGAGAGGAGACAAAAUGAGUUACAAAAGAAUAGAUCUCAAGAGCAGUUAAAGGCAGCUAUUAUUAUCAUCGUAUUUCACAAUAAAGUUGUUCCUAAAGUUGAUGCCUUUUCAUCUUUCAAGAGUGAGGACAGAAAAGUACCAGACCAAAAGGAAAUUCCAGAAUGGCUCACCCAGAUAUCUCAAGAUAUAAAUCUACCCAUAUCUGUCAUUUCUUGAAUGGAAUCUGACCAAAUAAAACUCGACAGUAUCAAACAUUUUAUACAUUUGUCAAGGAAAUCAGGGAUCUGAAAGCUAAAUGUAUUGAAAAGCCCCUAAAUAGCCUACAAGUGUAAUGCAGUUGAAAUUACUUUUGAGUUAUACCAUUAAGCCUUCCUCUACAUUUUUAAUCUAGCCUAAAAUGGUCAGCACGUUGUGUCAAAUUAAGGCAAUAUUCGUAUUAAUAUUUCAGAAAAAUCUGAGAAGGAAUAUUUAUCUCAUUUAAGCCCUAGCUUGUGUUGGAAAUUAGAUAAUAUAGUGACUGGAAAUAGAGCCAAAUUCAUUCUGAACCAAUAGAUUUCUGACUUAUUUAUUCUCAGGAGAG
This is a messenger RNA of Moneuplotes crassus, 4112 nucleotides long. The record is from the annotation of a GenBank genome assembly. NCBI's taxonomy places the organism in Eukaryota, Ciliophora, Spirotrichea, Euplotida, Euplotidae.